This is a messenger RNA of Hyposmocoma kahamanoa, 1942 nucleotides long. It is a transcript of the gene moody, whose product is annotated as G-protein coupled receptor moody. Gene Ontology annotation, cellular component: membrane. The record is from RefSeq and is a predicted model, not a curated record. Gene Ontology annotation, molecular function: G protein-coupled receptor activity. Lineage: Eukaryota; Metazoa; Arthropoda; Insecta; Lepidoptera; Cosmopterigidae. The coding region runs from base 294 to 1670 and encodes 458 amino acids. The transcript has 10 exons. Gene Ontology annotation, biological process: G protein-coupled receptor signaling pathway.
GAUAGAAGCCGCCGGAGACGACGCACGUGUCAAUGCGGAUUUAAAAAUUGGCGCGAACUUUAUAAUUUUAGUUUUCAACUCAAACUUCCGUGUAAACUGUGAUAAAAAGGUGAAUAUUGUGAUGACAGACACUGUUCAAUAUAUUGUGAGGAUUGUCGUUACAACGUUAUUGUAUUACACUUUGAUAUGUGUGUUUAAAGAACUUCGGAGAUAUUGGACGGGGGUCGAUUCGAGUGAAACCGACAGCUCACAUUUGGAUUUUUAAUAAUUUUGUCCGAUUUUGAUUGAACAACAUGGAGGACGUCCAUAUAGCCAACAUUGUUAAUUCCACUAAUGUCACUGAAAGUGAACUCUCCAAGUUCUCUCCUGGUCUCCUGACCUUUGCGGCGAUUAUCACAGGCUUCAUCAUGGUGAUCGGUUUGUUCGGAAAUCUACUUACAGUGGUUGCAUUACUAAAGUGCCCCAAAGUGAGAAAUGUUGCUGCUGCAUUUAUCAUAAGUUUAUGUAUAGCAGAUUUGCUAUUCUGCGCAGUUGUGCUCCCAUUCGCCAUUUCGGACUUCUGGACGCGGUCGUGGCUCCACGGGGACGCGCUCUGUACGUUGGUCCCGUUCCUUCGCUACGGGAACGUAGGCGUUUCACUGCUAAGCAUCGCCCUAAUUACCUUAAACAGGUACAUAAUGAUAGCGCACCACAGCUGGUAUGCGAGGGUUUAUCGCAAACACAACAUUGCUUUGAUGAUCAUCUUCUCAUGGAUGUUCUCCUACGGAAUGCAGACGCCAACACUUUUUAGUAUUUGGGGAAAGUUUGACUACGACCCUGAGCUGGGAACAUGUUCGAUAGUCCCUGAUGACAACAAGCGAUCCUCGAAGACGGCGCUCUUUGUCAUAGCUUUCAUUGUACCAGCAAUGUUGAUCUUCAUCUGUUAUGCCAGGAUAUUUUGGGUAGUGCAUAGUUCGGAACAACGCAUGCGCGAGCACCAGAGAUCCCAACGUAGCGGCCCCGGUGCACUUAACAACAGCACGAGUUCUGACAAACGAUCCACGAUUAAAGAUAAUAGAGAAACGAAAGCGCGACGAAAUGAAUGGCGCAUCACUAAGAUGGUCCUCGCCAUUUUCCUGUCGUUCCUCGUCUGCUACUUGCCCAUCACUAUUGCCAAAGUGGCAGAUAGUCAUGUGCAUUAUCCUGUGUUCCACGUCAUAGGCUACUUGCUCCUGUACGCGAGUGCGUGUGUAAACCCGAUAAUCUACGUGAUAAUGAACGCGCAGUACCGUGCGGCUUACGCGGCGGCGCUCUGCUGCCCUCUUUCAAGGCUGUCCGGUCUCACCAGCGAAAUGGAACGAGCGUCACGGAUACAGCUACAGCAACACACGAACGGCGCUCAGCCAAGUGUCACUGGGGGAAUCACGGGCAGACCCACGGGCAGCCCCCUCCGGGCUGGGGCAACGAUAAGUUCCGCACCCAAGAACCUCCACGACACCAGCACUGCGGCACCACCACGUGAAUUAAAUGGAACGAAUUCGGAGCCAAAACCGGAACCUAGUCUGAAAACAGGCCCGAAAAUUCGACCAAUACGUAGUGCUGGCCUAAAAAUAAGAUUCCAAAUAGGCAGCUGUAAUCAAGAGGGUAAAAAAGAAACGACAAAUAAAUUGAGUGACUCACUAAGUAAAUGACAAUUCUUUGGGAGCAUAAUCAUUUCCAAGCUUAUCGAAUUACAUACAGUUUAUUUUUUUUGUUUAAGUAUGUAAUAAUAAUAAUGUGCUAGACUACCACACCAAUUGCCUGGUCUUAAACUAGGAAAUUCCCUGUAUUAUGAAUACCAGGGCAACACAAUUUAGAGAAAUUCAUUUCCCAAAUUUAUACUACCAGGGAUCGAACCCGGGACCUCCUCAUCCAGCGCUAGAGAUGGGAGAAACUGGUUAUUUUUUUAAACGGAUAAACGUUG